This is a messenger RNA of Diplodia corticola, 6687 nucleotides long. Its product is annotated as pre-mrna splicing helicase. Gene Ontology annotation, cellular component: nucleus. Bases 1 to 6687 code for a protein of 2228 amino acids. The record is from RefSeq and is a predicted model, not a curated record. Gene Ontology annotation, molecular function: nucleic acid binding; ATP binding. Lineage: Eukaryota; Fungi; Ascomycota; Dothideomycetes; Botryosphaeriales; Botryosphaeriaceae. The transcript has a single exon.
AUGGCGCAGGAUCCGAACAGGCUUGCGCAGUUCAAAUAUGCGGCCAUGUCCAACCUGGUCCUCCAGGCGGACCGGCGCUUCGUGACACGGCGAGGCGACGAUGCCACGGGUGACCCGGAGUCGCUGGCAGGCCGCAUUAGCAUCAAGGAAAUGGGUGGCCGUGUGGCUCGCGAUAGCGCGCCGACGGACAAAAAGAAGAAAAAGCAAGGCGGCCUGGCCGACAUCGAGCGUGGCGACAUCCACGAGGGCGAGGACGUGCUUGAACGCGAGCAGAAGAAGCGCAAGCGCGGCGAGCCGCAGCAGUUGCGCGGCACCGGCAUCCUGAGCCAGGCGGACUUGCUCGUCGAGGACCUGCGCUACCGGCCGCGCACACCUGCCACCAGGGCCACGUAUGAGCUCAUCACAACCAUCGUGGGCAGGCAUCUGGGCGACGUGCCGAAUCACGUCGUGCGCAGUGCCGCGGACGCGGUGCUGGAGUACUUGAAGGAUGAGAACCUCAAAGACUUCGACAGGAAGAGGGAGGUCGAUGACAUCUUGGGGUCGACUAUGGGCUCAAAAGAGUUCAACGAGCUUGUCAACCUGGGCAAGAAGAUCACCGACUAUGACGCCCAAGACGAUGACGAGGAAAUGGGCGAUGCGGCGGAUGGGGCUGCCGGCGCGGACCUAGACGAGAAGCAGGGUGUUGCGGUCGUUUUCGAUGAGGAUGACGAAGAUGACGAGGAGGCGGGCCAGACAUUUGAGGUUCGGGAUGAGAAUGACACCUCGGACGAAGAAGAAGGAGACUUUGCUGAACGGCAGGGCGCUGAGGGGGCUACAGCUGCUGGCGGCGGUAUUCUAGCUGAAGAGGAGGGCGGCGACAAAGUGGAAGGCGAGGAGGAGAUGAUCAUCGACGGCGGUAUGGACGCAUCCGCGGCGGAAAAGAAAGGCGCGGACAAGCCGAUCCCGGCCCACGAAAUCGAUGCAUAUUGGUUACAACGCCAGAUUGGACAGAUAUAUGAGGACGCACAUAUCCAACAGGAAAAGACCCAGGAAGCACUGCAGAUACUGUCUGGGGAGACCGAGGAUGAUGAGGAAAAGCCACUCCGCGAGAUCGAGAACGAUCUCAUGGAACUUUUCGAUUGGGAACACCACGAACUCGUCGCGAAGCUCGUUACUAACAGGGACAAGGUUGUAUGGGUCACCAGAUGGCGUAGAGUCGAAGAUGACGCCAACGCGCGGGUAGCUGUUGAAAGGGAGAUGAUUGCCGCCGGACAUAGGAGCAUCUUGAACGAGUUGCGGUCAAGGGAAGAAGCACCUGCGGAUGCGCCUGCACCGAAGAGGAUGAAGGUCGAUCUCAUGGACAUCGAUGUUCCCAAGGCAGAGGAGAAGCCGGACGCCGCCAAGGAUAGCGGGUUGGUCGGUGGUCUCCAACCCAGGAGGCUUAUCAACUUGGAAAAUCUGGUUUUUGAGCAGGGGAAUCACCUCAUGACCAAUCCAAAUGUCAAGCUCCCCCAGGGCUCAACGAAGCGGACCUUCAAGGGCUACGAGGAGAUACACGUUCCGGCACCGAAGCCCAAGAGAGACCCCAACGAUCCGCCGGACCUGCCUGUCAGUGAGUUGCCUGAGUGGGCGAGAGUCGGGUUUGGUACCUCGAAGAGCCUCAACAGGAUUCAAACCCGCUGCUACCCCACAGCCUUCAAGGACGACGGCAACAUGUUGAUUUGCGCGCCCACCGGUUCCGGAAAGACGAACGUUGCCAUGUUGACCAUGCUCCGUGAGAUCGGCAAGCACAGGAAUCCGGAGACUGGGGAAAUCAACUUGGACGAGUUCAAGAUCAUCUACAUUGCCCCCCUCAAGGCCCUGGUGCAGGAACAAGUCGGAAACUUCGGCAAGAGGCUUGAGCCAUAUGGCAUCAAAGUCUCUGAGCUUACAGGUGAUCGUCAACUUACCAAGCAGCAGAUUGCGGAUACCCAAGUAAUUGUCACGACCCCAGAGAAGUGGGAUGUCAUCACUCGCAAAGCCACCGAUACAAGCUAUACGAACUUGGUGCGGUUGAUUUGCAUCGAUGAAAUCCAUCUGCUGCACGACGAUCGUGGUCCCGUCUUGGAAAGCAUCGUCAGCAGAACCAUCCGCCGCCAAGAGCAGACGGGCGAUCCCGUGCGCCUCAUUGGUCUCUCUGCCACCCUUCCCAACUAUCGUGACGUUGCCAGCUUCCUGCGGGUCGAUCCCGUCAAAGGUCUCUUUCACUUCGACGGGACUUUCAGGCCUUGCCCUCUGAAGCAGGAGUUCAUCGGUGUCACCGACAAGAAGGCCAUCAAGCAGCUGAAGACGAUGAACGAUGUCUGCUACACAAAGGUGCUAGAGCAAGUUGGGCAACAGGACAAUCAGAUGCUCAUUUUCGUCCAUUCGCGAAAGGAGACGGCCAAGACGGCCAAGUACAUUCGCGACAAGGCUUUGGAGUUGGAGACGAUCGGACAAAUCCUGCGCAGUGAUGCUGCCAGCCGGGAGAUUCUCCGGUCAGAAUCCGAAGGUGUACAGAACGCGGAUUUGAAAGAUGUGAUGCCCUACGGUUUUGGUAUCCACCAUGCUGGUAUGAGCCGCGCUGACCGUACCUCCGUGGAGGAUCUUUUUGCAGAUGGUUCCCUUCGCGUGUUGGUUUGCACUGCUACGCUGGCUUGGGGUGUCAACCUUCCUGCCCACACAGUCAUCAUCAAGGGCACUCAGAUAUACUCGCCUGAGAAGGGUAGCUGGGUUGAGCUAAGCCCGCAGGAUGUGUUGCAGAUGCUGGGUCGUGCCGGUCGUCCGCAAUAUGACACAUACGGUGAAGGUAUCAUCAUCACGACGCAAUCCGAGCUACAGUACUACCUGUCACUCAUGAACCAGCAACUCCCCAUUGAGUCGCAGUUCAUGAGUAGGCUAGCCGACAACCUCAACGCCGAAAUCGUUCUUGGAAACGUCCGGACGCGAGACGAGGGUGUCGAAUGGCUCGGUUACACUUACUUGUACGUCCGUAUGCUCCGUUCACCAGGACUCUACAGCGUCGGUGCCGAGUACGAGGACGACGAGGCGUUGGAACAGAAGCGAGUCGAUCUCAUCCACUCGGCCGCUGCUGUGCUAGAAAAGUCAAACCUUGUCAAAUACGACAAGAAGAGCGGCAGAUUGACAGCUACGGAGCUUGGUCGUGUUGCUUCGCAUUACUACAUCACCCACAGCUCCAUGGCUACCUACAACAUGCACAUCCAGCCCAACAUCUCUACCAUCGAGCUUUUCCGCGUCUUCGCUCUCAGCGACGAGUUCAAAUACAUCCCGGUCCGCCAGGAUGAAAAGCUUGAACUUGCCAAGCUCUUGGGACGUGUUCCCAUUCCGGUCAAGGAGAGCAUCGAGGAACCCCACGCCAAAAUCAACGUUCUUCUGCAGGCCUAUAUCUCGCGUCUCAAGCUUGAAGGCCUGGCUCUGAUGGCCGAUCUUGUGUACGUCACCCAGUCGGCUGGUCGUAUUCUGAGGGCAAUCUUCGAGAUCUGCUUGAAGAAGGGCUGGGCUCACGUCGCGAAAACGGCAUUGGAUCUGUGCAAAAUGGCCGAGAAGCGCAUGUGGCCCACCAUGACGCCUCUCAGACAAUUUCUCAACUGCCCCCGCGACAUUGUGCAGAAGGCUGAACGUAUCGACGUGCCCUGGUCGAGCUACUUUGACCUUGACCCGCCGCGUAUGGGUGAGCUUAUGGGCCUUCCUCGUGCCGGCCGUACCGUCUGCGCCCUUGUUGAGAAGUUCCCUCGCCUCGAGAUCCAGGCCCAUGUUCAGCCAAUGACGCGGUCAAUGCUACGCAUGGAGCUGACCAUCACCCCAAACUUUGUGUGGGACGAGACUUUGCAUGGCAACGCCGAGAGCUUCUGGAUCAUCGUUGAGGACUGUGAUGGUGAGGAGAUCCUCUUCCACGACCAGUUCCUUCUGCGUCGCGAAUACGCCGCCUCGGAGGUGAAUGAGCACCUGGUUGAGUUCACGGUCCCCAUCACGGAACCGAUGCCUCCUCACUACUUCAUCACCGUCGUAUCCGACCGGUGGAUGCACUCGGAAACGAAGAUUGCCGUGUCCUUCCAGAAGCUGAUCUUGCCGGAGAAAUUCCCUCCGCACACUCAGCUCCUGGACAUGCAGCCUUUGCCCGUCGCUGCCCUCAAGAGGCAGGAUUUCACCGGUUUGUACCCCAACUGGGAGCGGUUCAACAAGGUCCAGACCCAGACGUUCCCUGCUCUCUUCCAGCAGGACGACAACGUCUUCGUCGGCGCAUCGACCGGCAUGGGCAAGACCGUGUGCGCUGAAUUUGCUCUGCUGCGGCACUGGGCCAAGGAAGACGGCGGCAAGGCAGUCUACGUCGCCCCCUUCCAGGAGUUGGUUGACAGCAGAUACAAAGACUGGAAACAACGCUUGGCAAACGUGGCCGGUGGCAAAGAGAUUGUCAAGCUUGUCGGUGACACGACCUCGGACCUUCAACUGCUGCAACAGGGUGAUCUCAUCCUCGCGACCCCUCAACAAUGGGAUGUCAUCUCGCGGCAAUGGCAGCGCCGUAAGAACGUCCAAGCAACGCAGCUCUUCAUUGCCGAUGAUUUGCACAUGCUUGGCGGACACGGUGGCUUCGUCUACGAGACGGUAGUGUCGAGGAUGCACGCAAUGACGCUGCAGCUGGAGUCCGAGAUGCGUAUUGUUGGCCUGAGUGUCUCGCUCUCGAACGCCCGCGACAUUGGCGAGUGGAUUGGGGCUACCAAGCACACCAUCUUCAACUUCGCUCCUGGCGUUCGGUCCGUGCCGUUGGAGCUGCACAUCCAGUCCUUUACCAUCCCCCACUUCCCGUCACUCAUGCUCGCCAUGGCCAAGCCUGCCUACCAGGCGGUGCUGCAGAUGUCACCGGAUAAGCCCGCGAUGAUUUUCGUUCCGAGUCGCAAGCAGGUGAGGAACACCGCCCUCGACCUGCUUGCUGCCUGCGUUGCCGAUGAUGAUGAAGAUCGCUUCCUGCAUGCCUCCAUCGAGGAGAUGCAGCCGGUGCUGGAGAAGAUCGCCGAGCCCGCCCUGGUCGAGUCUCUCUCGCAUGGUAUUGGCUACUACCACGAGGCUCUGUCAGCCUUCGACAAGCGCGCGGUCGAGCACUUUUUCCGUGUCGGUGCCAUUCAAGUUCUCCUCGUCUCGCGUGACUGUUGCUGGGAGAUCAACGUUAACGCUCACCUGGUCAUCGUUAUGAACACGCAGUUUUUUGAGGGCAGAGAGCACCGCUACAUUGACUAUCCCAUCAGCGAGAUCCUGCAAAUGUUUGGCAAAGCCGGGCGCCCGGGACAGGAGAAGCUUAGCAGGGGUGUCCUGAUGGUGCCUGCCGUCAAGCGUGAGUACUACAAGAAGUUCUUGAAUGAGGCCCUUCCGAUAGAGUCGCACCUUCAGGUCUUCCUUCACGAUGCGUUCGUCUCUGAGAUCAGCACCCGCAUGAUAUCGUCCACUCAGGAUGCCGUUGACUGGUCUACCUAUACCUACUUUUACCGCCGCCUGCUUGCGAAUCCCAGCUACUACGGUCUGACCGAUACCUCGCACGAAGGUCUCAGCGCUCACCUGUCAGAACUGGUCGAGACCACUCUCAAGGAUCUUGUUGACGCCAAGAUUAUUGAGCUGGAUGAAGACGAUGAUUCCAUCACACCGCUCAACCCAGCCAUGAUUGCCGCCUACUACAACAUCUCCUUCAUCACCAUGCAGACUUUCCUGUUGUCGCUCAACGGGCGUACCAAGCUCAAGGGUAUCCUCGAGAUCAUCACCUCGGCAACGGAAUUCGAGGGCAUCCAAAUCCGGAGGCACGAGGACCAUGUCCUGCGUCGCGUGUAUGACCGUCUACCGGUCAAGAUGGCCGAGGCGUCAUACGAGUCGCCGCACUUCAAGGCGUUCGUUCUCCUGCAGGCUCACUUCGCGCGCAUGCAGCUCCCGGUCGAUCUGGCCAAAGACCAAGACACGAUUUUGAAAAAGGUUCUCCCGCUUUUGCAGGCUUGCGUCGACGUGCUCUCGUCCGACGGACACCUCAACGCCAUGAACGCGAUGGAAAUCUCCCAGAUGGUGGUGCAAGCCAUGUGGGAUCGCGACAGCCCGCUCAAGCAGAUCCCGCACUUCGACAACCAGCUGGUCGAAGAGGCCAAUGCGGUUGGAGUUCAGGAUGUGUCAGACUUCAUCGAUGCCAUGGAUCCGGAGGCGCCCAACAACAAAGAGCUCGUGCGACGGCUCAACUUCUCUGGCGCGCAGCUGGCCGACGCGGCGCGCUUCGUCAACGAAUUUUACCCCGACCUGUCAGUCGAAUUCGACGUGCUGGAACCCGAUGACAUCGCGGCCGGCUCGCCCGCGUACCUCGAUGUCACGAUCACGCGCGAGAUGGACGAUGAGGAAGAAGAGGCACCGAAGACGAGGGCUGUACAUGCGCCUUUCUAUCCUGCCGACAAGACCGAGUCAUGGUGGCUGGUCGUUGGCGACGAACACACCAAGAGCCUACUUGCCAUCAAGCGUGUCAACGUCCAGCGCGAGCUCAAGGUCAAACUGGAAUACGUGGUCCCCACGGCCGGCGACCACGAGCUGACUCUGUACCUGAUGAGCGACAGCUACGCGGGCGUGGAUCAGGCACCGACGUUCAAGGUUAGUGUAGCGGAGGGCAUGGAGGAGGACGAGGAUGAAGAGGAUGAGGAGGACGAAGAGUAG